AUGGGCCGUUACCUCAAACCAACCACUGACCGCCAAAUCCUCACAGUGUCUGCUCCUCCUUAUCCACAAGAACAACGCCCUGUGUCGGGAGUAACCGCAUCAUCGGAUGAUCGGUCCCAGCACUCGGAGUCGACCAAGAGCGGAAACAACCACACCUACCACCGGUAUCCAUCUGCGGGAAACGAACUUCCUACCUUUGAUGUCGAUUGGCCCGAGGAAAAAGCUGGAGCGAUUCCGUCUAGCUUGGAUCUUCAGAAGCCACCUACCACCAAACAAGCAACUUCCCACCACCCAUCUACUCAGAUGUGGCCCUCUCCCUCUACCAACCUCGAAGUGCUUCGUGUCAUUGGUUAUCGCACAAUCUUUGGUCGAGGAUACGACGAGAAGAAUGAGUUUUGGUUUGUGGAAGAGGCUGUCAUUGAUGAAGAUGGAGGGGAUGAUUAG
This is a messenger RNA of Fusarium graminearum PH-1, 444 nucleotides long. RefSeq lists its product as uncharacterized. The coding region runs from base 1 to 444 and encodes 147 amino acids. The transcript has 2 exons. The record is from RefSeq and is a predicted model, not a curated record. NCBI's taxonomy places the organism in Eukaryota, Fungi, Ascomycota, Sordariomycetes, Hypocreales, Nectriaceae.